UGGCAGUUCCUCGACGUUUCCAGCCUGUCAUUGAGACUUUGAAUGCGCAUCUAUUCAAAGGUGACAAAAUGGGCACCACCUGGUUACGUCACUGUACAACAUUUGCAGACAACUUGGGCGGCUGUGGAUCACACAACCUCAAAGACUCCGUUUACUAUGCAGUCUAUCAACUGACAGGCCUCUCUCUCUCUCUUUCUCUCGCACACACACGCACACAGAGAGAGACACGCGCGCGCACUCACAGAGGACAAACUCUCCCUCCCUCUUUCCCUCUCACAGCUGCAGAGAGAAUAGGCAGAGCAGCCGUGCACCGAGACAGGCUACGAUAAAUAAGGACGCACGCCUUUAUACUGGAACGGGAUUAUAGCUCAUUGCAGACGCAGUUUACUGUACAGUUUGUGAAAACCGAGGAAAUUGCGCUUUGGAAUUUAUACAUUUUAGCGUUCAGUAGUUUCGAAACUAAGCGAACAAUUCAUUUCACUGCAAAACUCAUUUAAAAAAAAAAUUAAAUACUGGGCUGACCAAAACGACCACCGCUACAGCAAGUUGAGAUUUUCGUAAAAUCGGCAUUGGAGCAAUAUUAGCCUGCUUAUUGCGCGCUACAGAAAUGCCUUUCAGUCACCUUCGGAAUUAGCCCAGGACUUGGCGUGCGUGUUUCUUAGACUAAGCGUUUUGUGGUUUGUACUGACAACAUUCAAAAUAACAAUUUGACAACAUCGCACUAACAACCCUAGCCAGCAACACAAGCAAUACAGAUCAAUGAAGAAUGCGGGAGUAUUUUGGUGUUCUGUCCAGACGGAGUUAAUGAAGCCCUCGGUGGUAUCAUGCGUCUUCUCCCCGAGCCCAGCGCGCAGUCUUUGCGGCUCAUCUUUCUGCUAAUAUUCGUGAUGGGGGUGGCACCGUCCCCAGCUUUAACUGCGGGUUGUCCUGACCGCUGCGUGUGCGACGACCAGCUGGUCGUCCAGUGUGCCGGGCAGCAACUGACCGACUUUCCUGCCGACCUCCCGCUAGCCACCCGGCAGCUCAUAAUCUCCAACAACCGUAUCGGUGAGCUACCGGCGCUGCAGCUCAACUACCUGUCCGACCUAGUGUACCUGGACUGCAGCAACAACUCUCUCACGGAAAUAUCGGAGUCAACAUUUGGUAACCUCCGGAAGCUUGCCUACCUAGAUCUGUCCUUCAACACUUUAGCCCAAAUUGAUGACCGGACGUUCGGCCCGUUGGCCAGCCUGGUGAUGCUGAGAAUGACGGACAAUCCCGGUCUCUCAGAGAUUCACCCUGAUGCUUUCUCCGAGAACGCUGCGCUCCAGGUUCUGGAUGUCAGCCGGAACAACCUAACAACGCUUAAUAUCAGCACCCUUAUUGCCUUGCCAGCCCUUCGAUCUCUCGGACUGAGCGGGAACCCCUGGCGCUGUGACUGCGACACCGAGGACCUCUGUCUUUGGGUGCAAAUCGAAGGAUUCAAGUUUCAAGAUGAAGGACAGACCGUGUGCCGGGGACCUCCGGACAUGACUGGGCAGCGGCUGGCGGAGGUGGGCAUGCAGCUCCGGGCCGAGUGCCACCAGGGCCUGGGCUACUGGGACUACCUCUUCUUCAUCGCCAUCGGCUUCGUCAUCUUCUCGGCCGGCACGGUGUCCGCCUGGGUGAUGGGGGUGCUGAUGGUGCUGUACGAGCGCUACAGCAAGAGGAAGAGCGAGCGGCUGGACAGCGACGACGAGGAGGACAGGGGCGGACCGGGGAUUGGGAGUAACCAGGGCAACGGGGACCUGAAGAAGCCCAGCAUGCAGGUGUGAUGUUCACGGGGGGAAAAGAGGAGGAAGGAGGAAGGGCAUCUGAGGAGUAGACUGGCGGUUUUCGGGCACUUGAAAGAUGAUCACUCAGGAAGUGUGCGUCAGUGUUGCGGAGUCCGAAAGGGAUUUCUUAGCCUCUCCACUGCUCAUAGACGGGGGCCAAGCUCUCCGACUGCGUGUGUGAGACAGCGUCUUCCACCGCUGGACUGCGUGCGUUCUGCUCUCACACAGAAUUGGACUUAAUGGAAAGACUGCGGGUUUUAGUCGAAAAGAACGGGGUCCCAGCCGGUGCAGGCGGAGCAAUGACCUGAACAUGCCAUUUUCCAGAGGGACACAGAGAGCGAGGAGGUGCUUUUAACGAGAGCGAUUCGCUGUUGAUAUAUUAACACUACAGUACUACGUUUCCCAGAGGCUGCAUUCUCCAGCCCAUCAUAUAUGGGUCUAGGUAGGCUAGGAUAACUGCAAAUUAUAAUCACAUAGAAGAACUCCAGCGCUUGUUAUCUAAUUGGGGUAGGGUUAGCACAGAGCAUUGCUCAUUAAAGGGGAUUUAGUGAUUUAUAGCUUCAGAGGAAAAGCAACUCUGGCUCCCAUCACAAGGGGAUCAGGCCGAGUCAACGAUAAUAUAUGACACCUGACCUGCCUGGUGUAAAAUGUCUUUGGAAAAAAAUGCUGUGAACAGGGGUAGUGUCUGGACAGCACUGUCAGCGAAAUGGGGGGGGUUCCAUUUGCGUGUGUGUCUGUGUGUGUCUGUGUGUGUAUGUGUGUGUGUGUGUGCGUGUGUGUGGAGGGGGAGUAUUGAUUGAUUCCUCUUAAUUGAGUCCAGUACUACAGGUCAAGGUGGAAUAGCUCUUAGCAUACCUCUACACGCUGCACCAGAAGCCUUAGGUACUGUGGAAGACAUAAUUCUGCAGCAAUAAAGCCAUGUCUGGGGAAGCUGAGAGAGACAGGCGGUGCCACCCAGCGUUAGGCGAUGCGCUGCCGUCCUGGCUUGAGCAAAUUCCCACGGCAAAAGAGGUACACGUGGGGUACAGUGAAGAGGGUUGCCCUGUUUUUGGGUGUGGCUACACUAGCAGUCAUGUUUUGUAGGCCAUUCACAGUGCACCAUGGGAUGCUUCGCUAUAUAGAAUCCCCCAGGACCUUUACAUCCCGAGUCCAGGAUCUUGCUACAGGUCGUCCUGCUUUCUGUCCCGUGUCUUUGAAAUAAGGUUAACGCAUCAUUAAUGGGUCGUGUAUUUAUGGCCUUCUAAAACAGUCUGGAAUAGGCUUGGGGGGGGGGGGGGUGGGUUCAUUGAGGCUGAGUCUCAGAUAUAAGGACUCUCGGCACUGACCUCUACGUCACCUCAUCACCUCCAUGCCGUGUCUCUGGCUUAACCCGGGUCACGAAUACCCGAGGUCAGUGCUGAGAAGGCCCGGGGAUCCUGCUGGUGCACAGAGAUGAGUAUUAACCCACCUACAGCUGCAGACAGAAAUAUCACGUGUUGAAGGGGAAAGGGGAUUAGCUGGGAUGUGUAUAUAUAUAUAUAUAUAUAUAUGGGAGAUGUUGGAGGAUGUAUGGUGGAGUUUCUGCUAACCGCCAGAGACACAUGGGUGUGGUGGACUUAAUGUCAUGCGGGAUGAGCUUCUGGCUGGCGUCAGCUGCAAAGCAAUAAGAGGGGACUCCAGAGUGGCCCCUCCCACUUAUCUAGGCCUUGUCCAGGCCAACCCCCUCCCACAGCUGUGUGUGUAUGUGUGUGUGUGUGUGUGUGUGUGAGGCUGAGCACUUCAUGAAUGUUAGCGUGUUUGGUACUGACUGCGUGGAGCUUGGAUCUCUACGCAUGGGACCCAUCUCUUUCUCAGGGGGUCCUCAGCUGAACGCUGGCUGUGGCGGCUGUUGGAUGUUUGGGGCGCGUGCUGGCAUUCUGUGCAUGUAUCUGUACAUUAUGUAGAUUACAUACGUGUAAUCUCACACGUGAGGGGAGGGGAAAAAUCUGAAGUUACUGUGACUGCGGGGAUAAGCCAAUCAGACUAGAAUACUUAUGAGCUUAUUUGUGCCCUUAGAUCAAUAUCCCCUUCAAAGGCGCCCGUGCCUUUUGCCGCCGUCUGCGGCGCAAGGCAAACUCCGAAAUGUGUAUUUCAGUCCACAGCGCCGACAUGAAAAGAAUAUUAAUAAGCGUCGGCAGUCUGUACGGGGCCCCUGAGAAAUCAUCCUCUACAAACAGCGAUGCUGUGGGGGCCUACGAAGGAGGGGAUGUGGUGCACUCCUGGGCUUCAUCCAUUUAACAUCGCUCCCCCCGCCCGGGUCAGACACGGUCUCGUCUGUCUUGUCUGUCUCGCGUGCGGAAUUCUCUGCAGCGGCAUUGUUUUUUUGUUUUUUUUUGCAAGGCGGUGAUAGUGAAUAGGGCCGGCUUGAGAAGAGGCAGCUUGGGAGGCUAAAUCAGGAAGAUGACAGUUUCCUUUAGAGAGGACCCACAGUGACAGAGUGGAGCAAAAUGGCUCUUUUUUUCCUUCUGCCUGACACUACACAGACCUUAGCAUUCCUGUUAACCUGUCCCAUACUAUUUGCAGGAAGACUGACUGUGAGUCAAAGUGUGAUCUACAGGUCAGGUGAGCAGGUAGAUAAAGUGUUAAAAGAAUUCUGGCCACCACAGGUGCGCUCCAUUGACAGCACUUCAGUGUUCCUGAAUAUUCCGGAGUGGGCAAGCUCGGAACACAUUUUUUAUUGUGAUUGACGGUUUAAACGGGUUCUCUGAUUGCAGUUGAAUUCUGAAACAAAACAGGAAGUGCCUCCUGGGUAAUCUGCACUCAGAUUUGCGUGGGCCUUUCCCCGGGACCCGAGAUUUGAUGCGAAGAUGGCACAUUCUUCACUGAGCACUUAAGAGUCGGAUGCCUGAAUGAACAGGCUGGCACAAGCCAAGAGUCGAACACAAAGAGUAGCGACAAAUAUUUGCUGACUGCACAAAACACUGGCAACCCCGCCCGCCUCAGCUCCUAUCCUGUAUGGCUUCUGAAUCAGUGCCCAUAUAUCGGGCUCAGGACUUAAUAUGCGCUGUACAGCAUGUCCCUGCAGAUGAUAUUUCAUUUUCAGCGCAGGAUGACUUCUAUGUUUGCUCGACAGAUCAGCCGAGCCAUGCAUUUAAACUGUCUUUGUGCAUCCUCUAAGUGGGCCUCCUGUGUCAUGCCUCAUAAAGUGAUCAAAUAUUUACCGUAGCACUUCUGCGCCCCCAUUACUUUACUUCCUCCUUGCACACACAGGGGCUAAUUUACUUGAUCUCGUUAAGAAACUCUGAAAAUAUUCUCACAAAUGCUCGUGCUUUUUCAUGAUAAGCGUGAGCCGCUAUCAUCAGAGAGAGAGAGCGAGAGAGAGAGGGAGAGAGGGCUGUUUUAAAUAUUUAAGGAUCUGUCUGAAUGAAUGAAGCCCUGGAUGUACUAUGAAACACAAGCCGGAGGGCCAGCGGAGCUGGCAGAUAGGGGCGAGCCUUCACGCCAUCUUGCCAGCCGACUGGCUCUGCGGAAGCAGGUGGAAGGGGCGGUUGGACAGCGGCUCGCUGUGGGAAGGGCCAGGCCCAGCAGGAAUGCUGAUGAAUGCACACAUGUGCAUGCCUUAGUAAGCCCUCAAACAGACCCCCUCCCCACUAACCCCCCCCCCCCCCCACACACACACACACACACUCACACUCACACACACCACAAGCCUGCUGGCCAUCCGGCCUGCUCUUCUGACACCCCCUGAUACAGUGGAAGCAGGAAUCCCACUGAGCCCCUAGCUCUGCCAUCGGAACAUUACAGUGGAAAUCUGAAGAGGCCCAGCCCCGACAGUCCAGUCAGUCACAUCCCACCGAAAGAACAAGCUUUUAGCAGACACACCAAAUUCGUGAGAGAAGAGAAAUGUUUGACUUGUCUGGGUCUUUGUGUAUUAUUGUGUCUGAGUCUCGAGAUUACCGUACUGUUGUGUCUAUGACAGACACCGACAAAUACGAGGGGCACGUAUUAGGCAUUGUGCACCUUUCUUUUGUAUAUGGCACUUAUCUCCCCCAGUCACUAAGCUUCAGUGUGUAAUUCAGCUGUCAGAACUGUCAAGAGGUACUAAAGGAACUACCUGUGGUACUGUAUAGGCAAAUGAGGCAUGGGGUCAAGAGUUCAUGUGUGUGUAAACGUGUGUGUGUUUGUGAGUGUGUGUGUGUUAUUUCACUGUUGGGCGUCUGAAGGAGUAUCAGCAUGAGGGGCUGAAACAGAGGAGCCAUCUAAUGCAAUAAGGCAAUAAAAUAGACCAUCAGUGCUCGCAGUCAUUAAUACAGGGCGAGGAGGGGUCAUUUUUCUUCACGUGAUCAAGCGAGGCUCGUUGGAAAUCCUGUAUACGUAUACUGUGACCCACUGGGUAAUCAGAGCAAAAUGUCUGUAGUGCUUGUCUCAAUUCCAGACAGUGUCAGGGUACCUUUAAGGCCAGUGCCGACACCAAAGUAUCGGAAGCAGCCCAGGAUAGCACUUUCUAAAGGUAUGGUGAGUUAAGUGGUCAGCGUUUGACUUUUUUUUUUUUUUUAAUUCUGAAGAAGCUAGUUUUGCCCUGGAAGCUUGGAACACCGAUGAACAUUCACUGUACAGAGGGAACCCCGAUGUUUGUCACCGUGUGAAAGGGGAGAGAACGACUCCCUGCCUGGGACCCAAAUUCCUGUGCGGGGCCCAUAUAGCUGAUUCUUCACUUUUGGGAGCCCCUCUGUGCAGAAAUUUCCCCUUCCGCUUACGAAAUGUAACGACUGCUUAUUUCUGUUUGAAACUAUCUGCUUGAUAUCAUGUAACAUUGAGGGCACAUAGGCUACUUAUCUUCAAGUCUGUAACGGUAAAGGAACAAGUCAAGGAGACUUACGGGAGCCUCAGGUUUGUGUUUACUGGGGCUUUAAAAAAAAAAAAACUUCAGUAACUUAUAUUAAGUGAAUAACUUAUAUUGAAUCAUGGAAACCAAUAAAGAAAACUGUUCCCCCCC
This is a messenger RNA of Anguilla rostrata (American eel), 6747 nucleotides long. Its product is annotated as leucine-rich repeat-containing protein 52-like. Gene Ontology annotation, molecular function: potassium channel activator activity; voltage-gated potassium channel activity; transmembrane transporter binding. NCBI's taxonomy places the organism in Eukaryota, Metazoa, Chordata, Actinopteri, Anguilliformes, Anguillidae. The transcript has 2 exons. The record is from RefSeq and is a predicted model, not a curated record. The coding region runs from base 825 to 1793 and encodes 322 amino acids. Gene Ontology annotation, cellular component: voltage-gated potassium channel complex.